UCUCUUCCUACCCCCAAUCCACUUCUCCUCCAUUCCUGUUCAGUAUAGGGUAGGUCUCCCAUUGAUAUUGACAAAAUGUGGCAUAUCAAGUUGCAGCAAGACAAAGCACCUCCCCAUGUGUUAAGGCUGGGCAAGGUGAUCCAGUGUGAGGAAAAGAGUCCCCAAAGCCAGCACCAGAGUCAGAGACAGCCCCUGCUCCCACUAUUAGGAGUUCCACACGAGGAUCAAACUGUAUAACUGUAACAUAAGCAGUGUGCCUACAUGAGUCCUGUGCAGGCUCCCUGGUGGUUGGGUCAGUCUCUGUGAGCCCCUGUGAGCCCAGGUUACUUGAUACUGUGGGUCUUCUUGUGGUGUCCUUGACCCCUCUGGCUCCUACAGUCCUUUCUCCCCCUCUUCUGCAGGAUUCCCUGAGCUCUGCCUAAUGUUUGGGUUCCAGAGGCAGUCUUAAAAGUAAAACUAUGUUAAGGCUCCCCAUCUUCUUCAAAGACAUCAAGCCACUUUGUCAGCUAUACUGUUUAAUUAAAGUGGAUACUUUGCUGAAUUUUAUAAGUGGAUUUUGAAGCUAUCAUGGUGAUAAAAUUUCUUGCAGUUGUCAAAUUUUAUGGUAGAUCCAUGUGAAAUUUGGAAAUUGUCUUACAUUUUCCAAUUAUUUCAAGUUAUCAUACUUAGAACUCUGAAGUUCCACUCUGUCCCUUGCUUUGAGCAAACCUGGCUUCAUUUUUUUGUGGGCCCCUUCAGAUUUUGAUUACCCUAAAUCCCAGUGAAAAAGGGAGGAACAUAACUAUGUGAGAAAAUACCUUAGUGCAGAUAGAGGAGGACCCCCCCCCCCACACACACACCUUUGUUGUAGAAGAACCAAAAGUUACAAUUCUAAAGACGGCUUUUAAUGUUACAUAUCACUAAGAGAGUGUUUCUUUUAUAACAGUUAUAUAGGAGUUAGAAGUAUGAGUUAGCAAAGCAUACACGGAAGAAAAAGCUCAAAAUGAGGAGUGCCAAUUUAAAAUUAAAAAAUAAAAGAAGACAUAUCUUUUUUUUUCUUAGAAAUAAAUGAAACAUUAUUCCCUAAACUUCCAUGACUUCUUAUGACAAACUAAGCACAUAAAGAUUUUAUGAAAUAAAUUCUUCAGUAUUUUCAACAGUCCACUCAUAAAGACUAUUGGGGAAAAUAGCCCUUUAUUAUGAAAACAGUUCUCUUUAAUAUUCAACUCUCAUUAAAGGUUGCAGCAAACAGGAAGAAACGGGCAAGCAAUGAAACGGAAGAUGCAACCCACUCCUACGGUCGUGCAGCAGCGUCUGCCGCUCCUGAAGUCUCUGAGGCUUCUGUUGUCGCUGCUAUCGUUGCUGCAGCCGUUUUUGCUGCGGCUACUCCCGCUGCUGCAGCCGCUGUUGCCUCUGCUGCUGUAGCUGCAGUUACCGCUGCUGCUGCCCCUGCUGCUGCUGCUUCUGCAACUGUUAAUGCUCUCGCUCCUGUUGCUCUCGGUGCUUCACCUGACAGUUCUGCUGUUCCUGUUGCUGCUGCGACUGCUGCUGCUGCUGCAGACACUGCCGCCGCCGCCGCCGCCGCCGCCGCCGCCGCCGCCGCCGCUGCUGCCGCUGCCGCCUCUGCCACUGCCAUUGGUGCUGUGGCUUCCGUGGAUGCUGCGUCUCGAACUACUGCCUCUGCUUCUGUUGCUGCCGUGGUUGCUUCUGCUGUCACUGCAGCAGCUGGUUCUGAAGCUCCCACUGUCGCUUCUACUGCUGCUGUAGCUGCCGGUGCUGCUGCUAUUGGUUCUGCUGCAGCAGCUGCCCACAUGGCUUCUGUUGUCACUGCUAUAGCUCCUUGUGUUCCUCCUCCUGUUACCGUGUCAGCUGCAGCCCCUUCUACUGUUGCUGCUGCUGCUGCGGUUGCUACUCAUGCUGCUGCUUCUCCUACUGUCGCCGCCGCUGCUGCUGCUGCCGCUGCUGCUGCUGCUGCUGCGGUUGCUACUCAUGCUGCUGCUUCUCCUACUGUCGCCGCCGCUGCUGCUGCUGCCGCUGCUGCUGCUGCUGCUGCGGUGGCUACUCAUGCUGCUGCUUCUCCUACUGUCGCCGCCGCCGCUGCUGCUGCAGCUGCUGCUAUUGCUGCUGCUGCUCAUCCAGGUACUCCUGCGGUAGCUACUGCUGCUGUUGCUGAUGCAGCCCCGGAUCCUCCUGAUGCUCCCUCUGCUGCAUCCGCUGCUUCCGCCGUUACAAAAAGAAGAUUGAUUCUACAAGGAAAGUAUGAGGAACCGAGAAAGCAGCAGCCCUACCUUGAGGAGGCAGAAGAAGAUGAUGGGUCAAUCAUAAAAGAGCAAGUGGAGAAGAAAAGAAACACAAUUUGUGCUUAUGAGACUGUGGAGGAACUGCGGGUCAAAAAAGAGAUGAUUGAGAGACGAGGAGAGCACUACCAGAGACAAGUUACAGAGACGCAGGAACUUAAAGUAUGUCAGAAAACAAGAGACGUGGAGCUGAAGCAGUUACAUAAAGAAAAAGAACAUGCACAGAAGAUGGAAGAUCACCUACAAAUGUAAACUUUAAAUCAGCCUAUAUUUAUAUAGGAAAUGAGUAACAUGAGACUCAUCCAAGUUAUGGUUACUGUGAAAACACUGUUACACUGUUAGAUCUGUUUCUUGAAAUUCACAACACAGAGUUUGGAAAGUACCUCAAUAGUAUAGCAUGGCUUUGCAUGCAUGAGGGAUAUUAUUUCCCAAACAUUAACAACCAAAAAGUACAUAAUUUUUCAUGUACCUACAUCUUGUUCAUUCUUUUAAAAAGGCUCAAAAAACGAUAGAAUUUGUACAUCAUUGACAUUUAAUAUACUUCUUUUAUAAAG
Messenger RNA from Peromyscus californicus insignis, 2830 nucleotides. RefSeq lists its product as uncharacterized. The record is from RefSeq and is a predicted model, not a curated record. NCBI's taxonomy places the organism in Eukaryota, Metazoa, Chordata, Mammalia, Rodentia, Cricetidae. The transcript has 3 exons. Bases 1179 to 2528 code for a protein of 449 amino acids.